AACAUUCAGUGUAGUUGUACAAAGUUAUGGGUAUGCCGCGGCGGUAAGUGGAGAGGGCGUCGCGACGGCUAUUUCCGACGCCGCGCACCAUCUACGGACAAGCUGCGACGCCGCGCGCGCUCUUCGAAUAACGAACGCCGCACGCACACCAUCAACCCAGCAAAAAUGUGAAACAUGCACAUGUAAAGCGUCGAAGUUUACGAUUUACGCUACGUCGCAACGCCGAGUUGGACGUCGGACGUAGUGCGUCGCGACCACGUUGCAAUUAUCAAAAAAUCACAAAAACACCAUCGAAACUCAAUAAAUCCAUUAAAAUCAAAACAAGACGUAAUCUUAUAAAAAUACAAGACAUAUUGACAUUCCCGAACGCUUAAUUCGUGCAUUUUUAAAUAAAUUAAACUAAACUAAAAAAAAAGUUGAUAAAUAUUUGAUUGAGUGCAGCAUGCAGGUGUCCAAGAUUGAUCAGCGUCUUAUUCUAAUCGGUGAAUUAAUUAAUAAAUUAACCAAAUUAAAACAGGCCAAUACAUUAUUAAAAUAAGUUACAAUGCAGUCAGAAGUAGACGAAAUAAAUGGCGAGCACGACAUAUUACUAGCCAGUCAGAAUCAGAACCAGGACAACGAGCGAAAAAGACCUGUAAUUAAAAUGAUUCCGGAAUCUUUCACGUCUUCGGAUAUUGAAGACGAUGUUAAGCACGAGUCAACGCCAGUGGUGGAAAGUGAUGCGACGCUGGAAAACAACGAGACACUUCGCGCGUGGUUCCAACGCAUCACGCACAUGCAGAACGAGAUUCAAAAGAAACUACAAACGGAAGCAACCGCAUUCAACGCGUGUGCCCCACCUGUCGGUGAGAUGCAAACUCAAGUGUCUUUACCCAGAGGGCGUUCACCGCAAGUUCCGCCAUUGGUCCAAACACAACCUCACUUCCACCCCGCGCAUGCGCAAAGUAUGCAAACCGUUCAACAAUCAACGCGCGUAGUGAAAUAUCAGGAUUUACCGUAUAUGGGUGAAAUGACCUUGGAUAACUCCAAACCGCGCAGGGGUCGUAAACCGAAAAAGGCGGAUAUAUGCCAUUUGAUUUAUAAAAACUACGGAACGAUAUUUCCGGGUACGCCUAAUCCGAAGAGUUUAACUGAAAAACAUUCAGAAAAAAGUGGAAAGAAUGCCAAUGUUAAUCACAACGUGUUUGCGAAUGAUGACAGUUUGCAACGCAGCGAUGUACAAAAUAGAAUUAUCAGUAGUCUACUCGAGAAACGCCUCACGCAGGAAUCCAAACGUCAGGCACAAGGAGGUACUUCGUUGACAGUGAAUAAAAAGUUGAAACCUUCACAUGGAACGGCGGAACCGCUGAAUUUGUGUAUUCGUGAUUUGGAUCAUUUAAAAAUACGCCUGGGCGGCAUAAACAAACAGUUAAACAAUAAAAACAAUAGUGCUCAAGGUAGUGUCAAUCGAGAAGUGGCGGGAGUGUCAAAAACUGCUCAAUCGCCUCCACCAAAAGUGGAAAUCAAAGAAGAACGUCCCGAUAGUGAUGAUGAAGUGGAAUUUGUUCAUGAAACACCCUCCCCUGCAUCAGCAACUUCCACAACUUCAGAAUUUAAAUUUCCUGGAAAUUUAUCUGAGUUGUUGCCAACCGGAAGUACGGCCAUUUUGCCCGCAACUGAAAAUGGCGCACCACCAGGCGGGUAUGUCUACUGGCCGAACGCUGGUGUAUUUAUUCAUCCAUUAGCAUUGCAACAACAAUUGUUAUACUAUCAAAUGACGGGUUUGACAGAAGAUGGUGUAGCAUCAUCUUCUUACCCGGAAGUACCUAAAAAGUCUAAAACACCGAAAUCGAAAGCGUCUUCCACUAAAAGUGAAACUUCCGAAGAUGAAAGUUCAAAAGACUCGAAACGAGGAAGUGCCGCUUGUAGUUAUGAUAAAUCCCCAGCAAAACGGAAACGCAGCGCCAUCUUUAUCCCGCCUAUACCCACUGAGAACCAGAGUAAUCCCGCAACGGAAGUGUCAAUUUGUAAGUUCAAGUUUACCGGAGGUGCGAAACCCAGUUUACAAGAGAAGAAAAUGUUGUCGGUUGAUUCCGGAGGUAAUUUUCGAUACUAUUCCGGUACCGGUGAUAAAAGCAUGCGAGGAUAUGAGUUCUUCCCAAGGGAGACACUCCAACAGCAAGUGCACAACUCGCAAGGGUCUAGCACAGGCGCGUUUCUACAGGCGAGCGGUGAAAGAAUUUAUCCUUCAUCUCCCGUUGACUUUCCUGCGAAAGUGAAUGAAUUUAUGCUCACACCGGAAAUUAAACCGGAUUUACCUCCCUUGCAUCCGACUGUAUCGCCAUCUAGUUCUGAUGCGCGGAAUAAAAAGCGCAAGAGUAGGAAAUCUAUACAGCGGGAGAAACUUGAACAAACGUUCAAAGAGAAAGGAUUCUUGAUUCAAACGCAGCAGUUGGAAUCGGCCGAAGGUGCAACUUACUGUAAAUUCAGACAGUUGAGGAAGUUCACGCGAUAUUUAUUCCGAAGCUGGAAGGAUUACCUGCCUGGCAAUGUAGGAGAAAAUCCAGAUGGCGUACCGGUACCACCAGAAUUAAAUAAUGAGAGAUUACCGCAAGAAAUCGAUCAAAAUGAUGAUUUGUCUUUAAUUGGUGAUCAUGAGAGUGUGUCAAAUUUAUCCAGCCCGAGGAUGGCGGAAAAUACUAGUCCGCCAUUGUGACAAAUGGCUGCCUAAGCGGAUUUUCGGAUUUAUGUGCCAUUUUAACGCCGCCAUUUUGUGUAAAAGCAAGCCAAAGAACAAAAUGUCAUUGUUUGACGAUGGUUCGUGAAUGAAUGAUGUGAAUUUCUAGUUCAAGUGCAAAACGUUCUUCUUCUAGUCUUUGAAAACACUCGAAGCUUUGUAAUUGUUGUUGUUAUUAGCACAACAAUUAUUAUUUAGUUAAACAAGAACCACAAGACUCGACUAUUAAUCGAUUUUAAGAUUAAUAUUACUUAAUUUAUUGACCUGUAUUUAAAACGUUGUUAAAUGUUAGCGUUACAAUUCACAAAUUGCAUUUGAUUAAAACUACACUAAUAUAAAUAAUAAAAAUUCUAAACGACCAAAAUUUAAUGACCAAUAUGAAAUUUAAAAAAAAAUCUAUCGGAUUGUACAUAGAUUUUGUUAUGAAAAGAGUAUAUUUUCAUUCUUGUUUUUUGUAGAAACGUUUUACAAAUUUUGUGUUUAAAUCUGCAUAUUGUAACAAUUUUCAAACUAUGAAAGACAUUAAUAUACUAUUACCCUAUUAUCAAA
Dalotia coriaria is the source of this 3265-nucleotide messenger RNA. RefSeq lists its product as uncharacterized. The record is from RefSeq and is a predicted model, not a curated record. Lineage: Eukaryota; Metazoa; Arthropoda; Insecta; Coleoptera; Staphylinidae.